AUGUCCGGCAAGCCUACUGAGACGCGCGAACACAUCGAGGCGGCUGCCACACCCGCGCAAAUCGCCGCCCUUCAAUCUUACGCCGUCGACGAUCACAAUGAACAGAUCACGGUGUUGGGUACCAUGGGUCAAGACCCGGAGCACAAGUCCAAGAUUCCUUGGCAGUCAUGGGCCAUCCUGGCGCUGUGCGCCCUCGCGCAGAUGCAGAAUACCUACGUCGCGUGAGUUGCUUGGACCCGACUUUUCCUCCUCGCGAAUUCUCUCCGGCGCCGGCAUGCUAACGUACGCGCCAUCCUUCUCGUAUCCCGUCAGUAUCGCGCCUGCAGCCAACGCUUACUCGAUUGCAGGGCCGCUCAAUGGUAUGAGCAAAAGGAUCUGGAUCGUCCAGGCAGUGAGUCCGCCCGGACCGACACCAAUUAUGGCCUGGCUCGGGGGUCGAUGACAGCCGCUGACUUUUCUCCCAUUUCUGACGCGCGCUUGCAGCAAUCGGUUCCUUCGAUCGCGACUGGACCCAUCAUGGCCAUCAUCUCCGACACCUAUGGGCGUCGAUGGGUCAUCAUCAUCGCAUGGGUGAUUUUCUGCAUCUCCGCCAUCCUCGGCAUGGUCGCCAAGAAUAUCAACCAGGUUAUCGUCGCCCAGACUUUGGCCGGUGUUGCCGCCGGUGUUUCGGGUAUCAUGUAUGCGGUCGCCAGUGAGGUCCUGCCCAGCAACUACCGCGCCUACGCACAAACAGUCGUCAAUGGUGUCUCGAGUAUAGCUUCGGUCAUUGCCUUGGUCGCCAUGAGCCAGGCGACAUCUGCGGAUCCCCUCAACGGCUGGCGAUGGAUUUUCCGCACGUCUCUCAUCUUCGAUGGGCUCCUCCUCCUCGGCUUCGGUUUCUUGUAUUUCCCUCCCCCUCGCACAGCCGACAGUUCCACAUUCAUGGAAAAGGUGAAGAAGAUGGAUUGGAUUGGAUAUGGUCUUCUCCUCGGUGGUCUGGUGCCCUUGCUCAUGGGCUUCGCAUGGGCCGGCUCGGGCAGUUACGGCGUGAGUUGCCUCAAGCGCGCUUGCCACACACCAUGAAACUGACUCAACACUUGUGAUCGCGUCUCAGUGGCACGAUCCUCACGCCUACGCCUGCGCCGCAGUGGGAUUCGUUGGCUUGAUCGCCUGCAUACUCUACGAAUGGCUCGGAACCUCGCGCGGUUUCCUGGACCACCGUCUCUUCCAAAAUGGUCACAACUUCCCUCUUGGACUCUUCUUGAUCGCCGUCGAGGGAUCGCUCUUCUACCUCAUCAACAACAUCUAUGUACGUAGAGCGCGCAAACUUCGACUGAAACAUUCUAGAUACCUUUUCUGACGGCAUUCACGUUCUCCUUGGGUAUUGCAUAGGCUCAGCAAGUGUUCUCGCUCUGGGUCCCCACCGGUGGAGUUGACGCCGGUGCGCGUUUGCUCCCCUUCUUCCUCGUCAUCUUCUUCGUCGCGCCCGGCAUGUCCUACUACGUGACCAAGCGCAAGGAUCUCAAGUGGCCCCUUUGCAUCGGCUUCGUCUUUUUCGGCGUUUGCAUCAUCGGCUUGGCCGAGUCGGGUCUCAACGUCAACAUGGGCACCGCCUUCAACGCCAUCGGUGGCGUCGGUUUCUCCGCGCCGUUGAUCCUGCUCUUGACGAUGGUGCAAUACUCGACUCCGCCUCUCUUCAUCGGUGUCGCUUCUGCGCUCACCAUCAGUGUCCGAACGCUCGGUGGCACGGUCGGAUACGCCAUCGCAGACGCCAUCUACGGCUCUUUGACCAGCGAGCAAGUGCCUGCGGCUAUUGGUAAGCUCUCUCUGUUUUCCAGUCUCUUGAGCGACGCGGAUCGACAGAGCUGACCCUGUUGCGUCUCUUCUCUCAGCUGGUGCCGCCAUCCCUCUUGGCUUCAGCCCGGCCAACUUGACUCCCCUCAUCAUUGCCAUCCUCUCCGGUCAGGGCAUAGCCGGCGUUCCCGGCAUUACUCCCACCAUCGCCAGUGCCGCGUCGCUCGCUGCCAAGCAAGUCGAAGCGCACGCUUACAAGAUCGUCUGGUAUGCCUUUUUGCCCGGAGGUGAGCCCCAUUUUCUCUUACGCGUGAACACGACAGCCUUGGUGAUCGUGCUGACUCGCAUUGCCGUUUCAACCGUGCAGCCGUUCUUGCCGCGGUCGGAUGCGCCUUGUUCCGCAACCCUACCGAAAGGAUGAACUGGGUCGUCGAUGCUCCCCUCAAGAACAUGAACGUUUUGGACGACGAGAAGUCUGCGAACAAUCACCACCGCGACCCUACUUCGUCGUACGUUAGCGGCUCCAAGGAGUAA
Microbotryum saponariae is the source of this 2307-nucleotide messenger RNA. The record is from the annotation of a GenBank genome assembly. Lineage: Eukaryota; Fungi; Basidiomycota; Microbotryomycetes; Microbotryales; Microbotryaceae.